This is a messenger RNA of Phytophthora sojae, 1347 nucleotides long. RefSeq lists its product as hypothetical. Gene Ontology annotation, biological process: amino acid transmembrane transport. The transcript has 5 exons. The record is from RefSeq and is a predicted model, not a curated record. Gene Ontology annotation, molecular function: amino acid transmembrane transporter activity. Lineage: Eukaryota; Oomycota; Peronosporomycetes; Peronosporales; Peronosporaceae. The coding region runs from base 1 to 1347 and encodes 448 amino acids. Gene Ontology annotation, cellular component: vacuolar membrane.
AUGGCGGACGUGGGCUCCGUGCAGGUGCCCGAGCUCGAGGCCGUGGACCUCGACAGCGAGUCGGACACGUGCUCCACCGCCUCGAGCUUCAGCGUGCGGCAGGCCGACAAGGCGACCCCCAAGCGCCUCGACAGCCCCGCGGCGCACGAACACGCGGAGGCGGCGCAGCACCUCACGUCUGACUUGAAGACGUUCAUCAACACGUGCAUCGCAUUCCUGGGCUCGGGAGUUUUGGGGCUGCCCUACGCUUUCCGCAGGUGCGGCGUCUUGGUGGGGUUCGUGACGCUGGUGGGUGUGGCGGCCGUGAGUACGUACGCCAUGAUGCUCGUGGUGCAGUGCAAGUACAAGCUCAAGCAGCAGGGCAAGAACGUGACCAAGUACGGCGAGAUCGGCUUCUUCGCCAUGGGCCAGUUUGGCUCCACACUCGUCAACUCAGCUCUGGUUAUCUCCCAAACGGGGUUUUGCAUCGCCUACUUGAUCUUCAUAUCGACCAACGCGCACAAGUUCCUGGACGUGUCGAAGCAGUUGGUGGUGUCGGUGUGCGUGCCCCCGCUGAUUGGGUUUUCGCUGCUGAAGCACAUGAAGGAGCUGGCCUACGUGGCGCUGCUGGCAGAUUUCAUGUGCAUCCUUGGACUGCUGGUGGUACUGAACAUUGAUCUGGGCUACAUGGAGCAAGACCACGACAAUAUUGAGGCCAUUGGGGUUGUAUCUGCAGUGCCGUUCUUCUUUGGCGUAGCGAGUUACUGUUUUGAAGGCGUGGGGAUGGUGCUGCCGCUGGAAAACUCGAUGCAGAACAAGAGGAACUUUACGCCGAUUCUGGUCUGCACCGUCGUGAUCAUCACGGCACUGUACGCCACGUUUGGUAUCUGUGGUUACCUCGCGUUUGGGGAUGACACGGACGCCGUCAUCACGCUGAAUUUUGAGGGAAGUGGUGGCUUGGUGACGCUCGUCAAGAUCUUCCUGUGCUUAGGCCUCUUCUUCACGUACCCGGUGAUGCUGUUCCCGGUCUUCGAAGUGCUGCAGCCGAUGGUGGCGUGUGGCAAUAAGUUGGAGGACUCGAGGAUCACCGAGAGAAAGGGCGUUCUUCUGCGAGCCGGAGUCGUAUUGUUUACUGCUGUCAUUGCCGCUGCUAUUCCAGAUUUCGGACGGUUUAUCUCGUUCAUCGGCUCCACUUGCUGCUCCCUGCUGGCCUUCAUCAUGCCGGCGUAUUUCCACCUGCGUCUCUUUCGUGAUGAACCCGCAACGUUGGGUAGGCGAUUGAACCAGUCGUUCCUGUGCGGGAUGAUGGCCCUGGGCGUCGUCAUGCUCGGUGCCGGCGUUGUCGAAGCCAUCGACAGUGUACUCUAA